This is a messenger RNA of Neoarius graeffei (lesser salmon catfish), 1413 nucleotides long. RefSeq names its product epithelial cell adhesion molecule (gene epcam). NCBI's taxonomy places the organism in Eukaryota, Metazoa, Chordata, Actinopteri, Siluriformes, Ariidae. Bases 185 to 1105 code for a protein of 306 amino acids. The transcript has 9 exons. Gene Ontology annotation, cellular component: membrane. The record is from RefSeq and is a predicted model, not a curated record.
AGUACAACAGUAGAAUAAGGUGAGACGGAUACUGUGUAAUAACUGCGGUUACAGCCUUGGAAAGGAACUAAAUUCACAUCUUAAUCAGAAUAAAGUUUUUUUUUUCUUCUCAGACAGCAUAUAUUUUACCCUCCUUAUUUUUUGUUUUUUUUUUUCUUUUAUUUCUUUCUAGAGCUCAUCCAAGAUGAAGGAUAUCAUUGUUUUGUGUCUUCUGGUGUUCGUUGCUGGAGCUUCUGCACAGUGUACAUGCAAACACAUGAAAUGGGCAACAUGUGAUGGUACUCCAUGCAAAUGCACAGUUAUGGUUGGAGAGGCUGAGAAGCAAGAGCUAGACUGCGAGAAGUUGAUUCCAAAAUGCUACCUCAUGCAGGCAGAAAUGUACCGUGCAAGGAAUAACUUGUCCACUAGAUCUAUUACUGGGAAGCCAGUUGAGACUGCAAUUGUGGAUAAUGAUGGGAUCUAUGACCCAGAGUGUGAGAAUAAUGGGACUUUCAAGGCUGUCCAGUGUAAUGGUACUGAAACAUGCUGGUGUGUCAACAGUGCUGGUGUCCGCCGAUCUGAUAAAGGCGACAAGAACAUAAAGUGUGAACCAGUGGAGACCUACUGGGUCCGCCUUGAGUUGAAACACAAGGAUAAUGGCAAGUCUUCUCCAGAUGUGGAGUCACUGAAGACUGGAAUUAAAGAGGUCCUCAGUAGCCGUUAUGGACUGCCUGGGAGCUUUGUUAGUGAUGUUAAGUAUGAUCCAGAAGCCCGUUUGAUUGUUGUGGAUCUUAAGAAGGAGAAAGGAACACCUACGCCAGACCUGCCCCGCACGGCUUACUACAUGGAAAAAGAUGUGAAGGCCCUGCCCCUGUUCAAAUCCCAGGAUCCACUUUUGGUCAAUGCUGCUGGUAACGCUGUGCAAGUGGAGGGCAUCCUGGUCUACUAUGUAGAUGAGAAAGCUCCCACGAUGACUAUGCAGAAGCUGACUGGUGGUGUGAUUGCUGUGAUUGUGGUCGUUAUCCUGGUUGUGCUCGUUGGCCUCAUUGUUCUGUUUUUCGCCAGGAAACGGGAACAGAAAGCUUACAGCAAGACGCAGGUCAGGGAGAUGGAAACAAUGUCAUAAAAGCUACCAUGGCUCUGCAGCUGUUUUUAAACACCUGGAGUCAUCUGCACUCACCUGCUAUAAAUUAACUCUUUUUGCUGGGUUUUUAAAUUUUAAAUAUAUAAACAAGUCUGUUACAUGCUUCAUGCUGUUAUGAUUAAUUGUUUUAAAUGGACAGUCAAGUCUUUACCUCCCAAUCAGGAUAGAGAUGGAAAUGUUUGUCUUGAAUUUUGAUUUGGUCUGAAUAUAGCCAUAUGUCUAGGUUUCUCAUUGAACUUAUGUGGUUGAAAUUAAUGUGUACAGUGUUUUUUAAUAAACUUUUUGUCUUA